AUGGUUCCUCAGUGGAUGCCUCAGAAUAUCCAGAAGAGGCUCCUCCUCUGUGUUUUGCAACAACUAUCUCUUUUUUCAGAAAUCGAUCUACCAAAUCUAGACGUGUCAUUGGGAUCAAGCAGUCAAGUGACAUUGACCGAUGUUGAAAUUGAUACAGAAGCCUUCAAAAUACCAGGUAUGCACCUAAGGAGUGGGAAAGUGAAGAACAUUAAGCUUGAACUUAACAUGACUGGGGGCGUCAACAUCGAAGGUGACGGUUUGGAUAUAACAGUUGCCCUGGACUCAUCGCCAUCAACUUUGCAUAAUCAUGAUCUGCAAAAGUCAUCUUUUUCACUUGCACAAAGUACGCUUGACCUUGCAAACAGCCUUAUGGUUGAUGUCAAUCUUGAAGAUGAUGAAACCUCUUCCCGAUCACUAUCUGAGCCUACAUCUGAAACAACACCAUUGUCACAGGGUCCAGCUGGUGACACUUCGAGGCUGAACACUAUGAUGGCAAAAGCAGUCGAAGCUGCUUUAGCAAGACUGCAUAUCGAUAUCAAAAAUAUUACUGUACGUGUCAUUAUGGAACACUCUACCGUUGAUUUGGAUAUUGAAAGAGUGGAUUUUUCUACAUUGGACGGAACUAGAACAGUAAAGACGUCUGGAAUCACUGUUGUUGCUGUUCGUCCAAAUGUUAAUCCUGGCAAGGGUGGUGAUGUAAGAGACGAAUCACAGGAUAGCUCAAAUGAUGAUCAGUCAAGCUCUGAAGAUGAGAACGAUGAUUGUUCUGAGAAUAUGAUGUCCUCAUCAAUACUUCCAAAUGACCUAAAUGAUAGUCUUGUUUAUUCCAAAGAAGAGGCGAGCUCCAUAUACAUGAGUGCAGCGUCAGAAGUUCUCCAAUCUAGACUCAAAACUAUUAAUAAUGGAGGAGCAAAACUUGUGUUUAUCAAUGAACUUAGUGCCACUUUUACUGGCAUAUCAAGUGUGGAAGACGUUAAUAUCAUUAUAGAUGAGGUUAAAAUCGCAGCGGUCCCAAUUCCCCUUACUCUGUUGAACAUCAUUGAAUCAUUUGGGGGUGCUUCGUCUUACAAUUCUUCUGGAAGACUGCCCAAAACUGAGUCAAAAUUCAAAGCAAAAGGUCAAUCAACUCAGCCUAAUGGCAAUCCACUCUUUAAGAACUUGCUUGUGCGGAAAGUUUUUCUCAAUUUGGAAUCUGCUCUCACUGAUCAUGGCUCAUUCGCCAAUGAUGAUGAAACUUCUCUUUGCAUACAGCAUUUCGAAGUGCAGUAUGUUAACCCAACACACUGCCAUGGCUUUUUGAACAAAAUCUUCAUAACAGAAGGUGAUGAAGUUGUUGGAGAAUUCGAGGAAGACUCUGAUAAGAACGAUUUAAGGUUUGAAUUAAUGGGUGAUGAUCUGACAGUACUUGUAUCGAAAAAACUACAACUUAAUCUUAAGUUGAAGCAUUUUCAAUCAGUGAUAAAUCUUUCUUCCUUGGCACCACAAAUCAGUGAAUCACUGGCUAAGCUCAAAAGCAAGAGACCUAUCAGGAAACAAGAGCCCGGUAAUAUUAUAGUGCAAACGUCGGCCAUUUCAUUGAAUCUCAAUCUUUCUGAUUCAUCGGGCAUUAGUUUGCAGGUGUCACCAUUAUCAUACACAUCCUCUAAUGGUGAACUAUCCAUUCAGAAAGUUGUUUUUUCGAGAAACUCAUCUGGUCAAGCUCAAAAUGUGCUCACCGUUGAGAACAUCAGGCUUCUCAGACACUUGAAUAAUAAGCAGAUACGCUCCUUUGACACAAAUGGUCAUGAGUCAUUCCUUAUGACACAAUUGUCCCUUGAAAUGAAAUCUAUAUCUCUUGUUAUUGCACUUUCUGACUUACAAGAAUUGAUUAACGAAUGCUCUAACUUUUCAAAACUAAUUGAAAUACCGGCUCCAGACAUUGUGUUUAAGGGAAAGAAAAAGGCUAGGACAUCGAGCAACGUGAUGUUCCAAUCUCGUCAACUCCUCAAAUUACUAGUAUCAGUGCACAGCGUAAACCUUCAGAUAAAGGAAGUUUCGCCUGUUUUUGGAGAUAUUAUUGGAGAGUUAAAGAAAAAUACAGUCCUUCUGCAUAAGGAUGGGAGUAUUCAGACUCAUAUAAUGACGGCCUCAAUUGAGAGGAAAUGUGCUGAUGCAAUAGACUAUCUCGUGUCUAUCAUUAACCCUGAUGAUCGAUCUACACCAAUGAUAUCAGCGAGAACAAAAAAUUUCAAAACCUUUCACACAUCGUUGAGGAACACUUGUAUUGAUUACCAUACGACGUGGCUCUCUAUGUUAAACGGUGGAAAGCAGGAUUCAUUGGCCAAUAGUGAAGGUAUUUCUGACUCGGAGAACAUCAAGCCAGAUUCUGAAUUUGAGAUAAAACUAAAUAUUUCUGAUUCUUCUAUCGGCUUGAACCCCGAGAGAUUAAAGUCCAAGGCAACACUGGUAAUACCAAGUGGUAACAUCGACAUUAUUGUGAUGCCAAAUGUCGUUGUUCGAUCUGAGUUAAGAAAUGCUUCAUUACUGCUUAUCGACGACAUUUCUAAUAUUGUAACUCAUGAGCUUGCACGAAGCACUCAGUCGAUGAGGUCAUCCUGGACGCAAGCUUCCUAUCUAAGCUCUCGUGGGCAUGUUUCAGUUGGUCAUAUCAAACAACUUUUGGUGAAUAUCCUUGUAAAGUUUCCGGUUGAUCCAUGGUCAAGUUCAUCUGUUGUUUUGGAUAUCAACUCCGAAUCUUUAGAUCUAAAUCUUUGUGCUGACUCAUCACAGUGUCUCAUGCAACUCUUGAGUGAUCUAAAACAACCCAUCAUAAUAAAGCCUGACCUCAAAUACAAAGUCAAUGGAAAUCAUGAAAUUAACGUGUUUGAAGGGAUUGAAAAUAACAUGUUCAUUAACAACAAUUUAUCGGAAACAACUGCUGGUAAAACUGAGGUGAAUACAGGCAACUCUAAUCCUGCUGAUGAUGAGCCCCUUGACUUUGUUGAAGGAUAUUAUGAGGGACCAGAUGAUAGUGCAUCUAAUAUUUUGGAGCAAGACUUGGAAAAUCUUGCUAUCAAUGAAACCGGUUUUAAAGUUGAUUCAAAAUCUGAAACAUCCGACUCCACAUUGUUGUUCAAUGAUAGUCACUUCAACUCUGGCUCUGUUGAUACAGUUAAAGGUCAUGAGUCUGGUUUUCCUGUGGUUGUAAUGGUGGAGAUCUCCAAGGUUACUAUCAAAAUUCACGACGGUUACGACUGGAAGUACACGAGAAAGACGAUCAGCAAUGCUGUCAAACGCCUUGAGAAGAAGGCAUUGGAACAACAGGAGUUGAAGAAAGUACAGCACACUCAAUCUGGUGAAGCACGAACUGAAACAACUUCUGACCAAGUUGUUGGCGAAACUGUCUUUGAUUCGAUUAUCGUAUCUCUACCAUUAUCGACGGAUCCUUCUAAGCUUACCCAGAUCAUCAAUAAGGAUAUAUCAAAUAAGGUUGAAGAUGACAGUCCACAUAUUGAUGUUGGAAAGAAGAGUAACAUUAAGAAACUAAAACUUCGCAGAACAAAACACCAUAAAGUGAUGGUUCAGUUGGAUCAUGUAAUGUGCAAUUUUACUGUUCUUUCUAAUAAGGAUCCUUUGAGCUGUUCAGAAAUUAUUGAUGACUUUGAUGUUCUCAACGAACUUGUUUUUGAAGUGAAGGAUUUUUCUGUCACUGACAACGUUCCAACUUCUACCUGGAACAAAUUUGUGACUUACUUAAAAGACUCAGACCGAGAAAAGGGAUCUAAAAUGUUGAAGGUCAAUAUGAAGACCGUAAGACCAGUUGUGUCUCUUGCUGCGACAGAAUUUAUUUUGAAUGUUAAUGUUCUUCCUUUGCGUCUGCACGUGGAUCAAGAUACUUUGGAAGUUUUGACACGUUUUGGAGAAUUCAAAGAUGCUCGUUUUGCCCUCAUAGAUGAGUAUGAGGAUAUACCUUACGUACAAAGGUUUGAUAUCAAUCCAGUUCACGUUGUUCUUGACUACAAGCCUAAAAAGGUUGACUAUGCGGGUUUAAAAUCAGGACAUACUACAGAAUUUAUGAAUUUCUUCAUAUUAGAUGGUGCAGAUAUGGUUUUGAAAAGUGUUACUCUAUACGGUAUAUCAGGGUUUUCUAAACUUGGAGUCGCACUCAAUGAUUUAUGGAUGCCAGAUAUCAAGUCUAACCAGUUAAGUGGUAUUUUGACUGGACUUGCUCCUGUUAGAUCCAUUGCUAAAAUUGGAAGUGGAAUCAAAGAUUUAGUUGUUGUACCUGCUAAUGAAUACAAGAAAGAUGGACGCUUGUAUAGAAGCAUUAGUAAGGGUGUCCAACAAUUUACAAAAACCACUACGAGUGAAGUUUUGAAAUUUGGAGUUAAACUUGCAGCUGGCACUCAACAGAUUCUAGAGAAUGCUGAAGAGGCUUUAGGGGGGACUGGAUCAGCUGCUAGGGUGCCUAUUGCUCAGGAUGAAGCUCAUGGUAAUAAUGAUGACUAUCAUGACGAUGACAGCGACCUUGAAUAUGAAGAUGUACGUAAUUUCGGUCAAAGUUCACAGCUCAUAGGCAGAGGUUCUGCUGCUCCCCUGCAACGUUCAGUGUACCAGCCAACACUGGAAUCUAUCGUCGAUAUCAAUCCUGUUGUGUCUCUUUCACCUAGAUCACGCUAUAGAAAGGGUUCUUUUGCGAGAACGCAGGGCUAUGAUGGUGAUGAAAGUGGUGGAGCCUAUAAUGUUGAUGAUGAGGAAAUAUAUGGAGAGGAGAGACCAAAAACUGUGAGUCUUUAUGCUGAACAGCCUGCAAAUUUGAAGGAGGGCUUCUUUUUGGCAUAUGACAGUUUUGGUCGUAAUUUACUUGUUGCUAAAGAAGCUAUUAUUAAUGCUGGCACUGAGAUCAGCGAAAGUGGAAGUGCCCAUGAUACUACAAUGGCUGUUCUAAGAGCUACUCCUGUUGUUCUUCUUCGCCCUGUAAUUGGAGCUACAGAGGCAGCAUCAAGAGCUUUACUAGGGUUUAACAACCAGCUAGACCCAGGCCAGCGGGAUUACACGAAGGACAAGUACAAAGGAAUUAAAAAAUAG
This is a messenger RNA of Williopsis jadinii, 5067 nucleotides long. It is a transcript of the gene ATG2, whose product is annotated as Atg2p. The record is from RefSeq and is a predicted model, not a curated record. Gene Ontology annotation, cellular component: phagophore assembly site; extrinsic component of membrane. The coding region runs from base 1 to 5067 and encodes 1688 amino acids. The transcript is spliced from 2 exons. Gene Ontology annotation, biological process: autophagy of mitochondrion; piecemeal microautophagy of the nucleus; reticulophagy. Gene Ontology annotation, molecular function: phosphatidylinositol-3-phosphate binding. NCBI's taxonomy places the organism in Eukaryota, Fungi, Ascomycota, Saccharomycetes, Phaffomycetales, Wickerhamomycetaceae.